Molecule: messenger RNA, 997 nt
Organism: Dendrobium catenatum
Lineage: Eukaryota; Viridiplantae; Streptophyta; Magnoliopsida; Asparagales; Orchidaceae
Exons: 2
Coding region: 195-593 (132 amino acids)
Source: RefSeq, a predicted model, not a curated record
UCAGCCAAAUUCAAUAUGACCUAACCUAAGGAAAACAAACUAUUUAAUGCAUAGUUGCAUACAAUUCAAAAGGAAAUCCCUACAUUCAAAUUUCCCUCCUAACUCCCUCAAAAAUCCUUCCUAAACUGCUCUCGCAGCUUGGGCGGGCGAUCGGCGCGUACAAGAGACAUGAAACACUUCCGCCUCUAUUACGCAUGGACCGGUCUACUACUGGUCUAACACAUUCGCCUUGUCCGGUACACUUUUGUAUAUCUAUGUGGUUAAUCAAGACACAUUUUGGUCCUCAGCUGUUGGAGAAUUUGUAUAAACAGCCAGGACAGAGGUUCCAGAAUUUUACAGAUAGGAACUUUAUCAACUGGAAGGAAGGGAUGUGGAGAGUCCGGCUACAACAACAACAACAACAACAACAUCAAGCCGGCUACAACAAAAAAAAAAAUUAUUCUAAGGGUCCUGGGAGGAAAAAUUAUUCCGUGCAGAUACCGAAUGUUGUUCGGAGCUCAAUGAAAAUGCGUCACGUCACCAACUGCUCAGUACUGAAUGAUGUGGUUGUACUUGAUUCGCCUUUGGACGAUAAGCUGUUUUUGAUGUCCUGAAGAGAGAACUUCGUGAAGACAGUCUGCAGGUUGCUCGAGUAUGGCAUCAGGAGACAUUCAAAUGGUGUUUUUAAUGUAGUUUUGGGACAAAUUAUGCUAUGAAAUCAGUAGUUGAAUCCUGUAUUGAUGGAGCAGUGGAUGGGGCAAUUUCCGGGAACAUUAUAAAUGCAGUAAUGACAAUAAAGAUAGAAGCUGCACUUCAGUUUGACAGAUGGAAUUAUAAGUAUCUGUGGCGGCAUUAUCAAGUGAUUAUAUCUUGAGAUUUUAGUUGAAGGGAGAACAUAGUGGAAGAUUACUGGCACCACUAAAAUUCGUCAAUUCUGUAGUAUUUUAUAACAGUUCUUAAACGAAGGACUAAAAUACUCUUUAGAUAUGAUAUAGGGGCUGUUUGGUUGUCUGAAAAA